AAGCUAUCAACCUUUGCUCUUAUCGAUCUGUUGCAAAAGGGAUAAUAUUGUUUGUGAUUCAAAAGAAGUGAGAUUUUAUCUGAAAACCUGUAAUGGGAACUGAAGAGACAAAGGACCCUCUGAAAGGGGUUGAUUGGAAAGCAAUUGGUAGUGAGUUGCAGAAGGAUCCUAGUGCUGGUGGUAAAUCAGCUGUAAAGAAGCGGCUUCCGAAGAAAAUUAGGCAAAUUCCAGAUUGUUAUUUCCUUCCUCGGAUGUCCGUUCCUUCUGCUAUUGCCUUCUAUGGAGCGUGUAUUGCCGGUGGCAUUGGUGCUGGAAUGCUACUCGAGGUCUGGAUAAACAAGAAAAUUAAAGAGGACGGAGGUGUAAUAUGGGAAUUCGACAAAUAAUGCUUCAUAUCGUUAGAAGAGAUCCUUCCUCUUGGUGAGUUUGAACAUGGCAG
Molecule: messenger RNA, 439 nt
Organism: Hibiscus syriacus
Lineage: Eukaryota; Viridiplantae; Streptophyta; Magnoliopsida; Malvales; Malvaceae
Exons: 3
Coding region: 93-386 (97 amino acids)
Source: RefSeq, a predicted model, not a curated record